GAGAUAAUGACAUGGGAGAUUAAAUGAACUAAAAACUCUUUGAUAAGAAAGGAUUUAGUCUUAGAAGCAACCUCGACGGAAUAAUUAUGUAGAAGAAUAGAAAGUGACCAAGCAUUACAUGUGGGGUUUGGCUACUACCCAUUUGUGAAAAAGCAUAGGAGAAUCUCUUUCAACAAGGCCAAAGUCCCUUUUCACUUUCCUAAAACUCCAUACUUGGAAAAAAAAUAAAUAAAAAAAAAAACACUGAAAAAGAAAAGAUGGGAUUGCUCUUUCAGUACAGAAGGAGCUGUUGUUCUUGUUCUUAGAUCUUUUUCCUUAAGCUUCAUUCUUUACCGAAUGGGAUUUUUACGUUGUACCUUACUUACUACUUGUUCCUGUUUAAUAUUUAAAAGGGGUUUAUUUUUUUCUACAUUAGCUUGUUGGUAGGUGAUUAUGGCUUUCUUCGAUGAUCGGCCUAAGAAGAAGAAGCAGCUCCCACCAGUAAUUGGUAUCACAAAAAAGUCAUCUGAGAGAUUGUUGGUUCAUGGAACCAGUAGUCUUGCUUCUAUUGAAUCUCUCUCCUUACCUCUUGUUCAGGAAAUUGUUCUAAAUGCCGAUAUUGGAUGCAGUGAAUGUCAGAAGAGAAUUGCUGAAAUAAUGUCAAGAAUGAGUGAGACAGAGUCUGUUGUGGUGAAUGUAUUGGACAAGAAGGUUACACUCACUUGUAGAUAUCCCAUGAAUGUUUCCAAAGUACCAGGUCGCCAAGUCCCUGCCCUACACAGAAACUCUUUAAACAAAAUGGCACUGCUCAGAAGGAUCUUCAAGUCUUCCACAGCUUUUCAUCACCCGUUUGUAUCAAAUCAAAAUCAAACUAAUCAUUGAUUUUUAGAGCUCUUUCUAUUACAACUUCAUGACAAAGUAUUGUUGCAUGGUGAUGAGGCUGAAUAUUGACUGCAACGCAUGUUGCAAGAGAGCUAGAAGAGCCAUUCUAAACAUGAAAGGUUAGCACCAAUUAAAUGUCAUUAUAACACCAUUUAAAAAUACCCUUUAUUUAUUUAUAUAUAUUUUUUUGGUUGUAUAUAUUUUUAAAAUGUUGAAGAAGUAGAGUCACAUCUGAUUGAGAAGGAGCACUACAGAAUAAUUGUCUGUGGAAGAUUUAGACCUGCAGAUGUGGCUAUAAAGCUGAGAAAGAAAAUGAAUCGUAGGGUUGAAAUUCUUGAAAUCCAAGAGCUUGAACAAUC
Molecule: messenger RNA, 1220 nt
Organism: Cannabis sativa
Lineage: Eukaryota; Viridiplantae; Streptophyta; Magnoliopsida; Rosales; Cannabaceae
Exons: 5
Coding region: 433-861 (142 amino acids)
Molecular function (GO): metal ion binding
Source: RefSeq, a predicted model, not a curated record